This is a messenger RNA of Triticum turgidum subsp. durum (durum wheat), 354 nucleotides long. The record is from the annotation of a GenBank genome assembly. Lineage: Eukaryota; Viridiplantae; Streptophyta; Magnoliopsida; Poales; Poaceae.
AUGAUGGAAGUUGCCAAUCCAUCUUGUUGUGGAGAUGGUGACAAAACUAGGAGAAAAAAGAGGAAGACAAUGAAGGAGGCACUCCUCCACAAUAAGUGCCAGGAGCUCAACGAGAUCUGCCGUGACAUCAAGUGUAUACCCCCAAGAUACACAGUAUUACCUUCACUAGAAGAUGGAAUGUUCCAUGCCCAUGCACAUUUUACAUGCCCUGGUUAUGACAUGAGCAUCACUGGUGGUCCUCAUCUGACUCCAGAUGGGGCAAGGUGCUCCGCAACUGCCAUUCUGAUAACAGAGCUUCGCAAGAAGACAACGGAAGAAGAAGAACAUGAACAUGACACAAAUAUUCCUAGUUAA